GGUUCCCGGCUGCAGUUUCCGGUUGUUGUACAGCCGCUGGUGAGCUGCGGGUCUGACAGUGGGAACAGUGAAGGAGGGUUAGGGAUCGAACGCUACCCUGAGGCCAGCCCAGCGGGAUGGCGGACCGCGCCCCGCUGCUAGAGUAUGAGGAAGGUCCUGCUGUCACAUUCCCUCCCUGGGAUGGCUCCAGCCUGGUUCCCGGGAACGGAGCCGGUUUAGCGCCUGGACCGCACAGCUUGUCCGGUGGAGCUGCCGAGAGCUGGAGCCCGGGAUCGGAACGAGAGGCGGCCGCCGCUCCUGGAGCUCAGCAGCAGGAAGAGGAGGAACAGGUGGUGGCGGUAUUUGUGGUGACUUUCGACACCAGAGCAGGUAACAUUAUUGAAUGGUGUCUGCCACACGAAGUGGAUUUAGAAGGCGUGGAAUUUAAAUCCAUGGCCAGUGGAUCUCACAGAAUAAACUCUGAUUUUGUCUACUUUCGGAAAGGUAACUACUUUGGCAUGGCAUGCUUUGCCAAUAUGCCUGUGGAGAGUGAACUGGAACGAGGCGCUCGAAUGAAGUCUGUUGGAAUUCUGUCCCCAUCGUAUACACUUCUGUACAGAUACAUGCAUUUUCUGGAGAAUCAGGUCAGACAUCAACUUGAAAUCCCUGGACAUUAUGCACAAUUAGAAGCCUUUUAUGAAGACAAGAAAGGUGUUUUACCUGCAGGGAUGAACAAAGGAAUUCCUACAUCCUUUCAGCCCCUUCACUGGCUGCCAUCUGUUAACAAAUACAUGUAUCCAGAGAUGAAGAUUACUCAUCCUGCAGGAUGCAUGUCACAGUUCAUCAAGUUUUUCGGGGAGCAGAUAAUGGUUCUUUGGAAGUUUGCACUUUUAAGAAAGCGGAUUUUGAUUUUCUCACCCCCUCCAGUUGGAGUGGUCUGCUAUAGAGUUUAUUGUUGUUGCUGCCUGGCAAAUGUUUCACUGCCUGGGAUUGGAGGAGUCCCUGAAUCCAAGCCUUACUUUUAUGUCAGCGUAGCAGAUAUAGAAACCCUGGAGACUGAGGUGUCUUAUGUGGCCUGCACAACAGAAAAGAUAUUUGAGGAAAAGAAAGAUUUGUAUGAUGUUUAUGUUGAUAACCAAAAUGUUAAAACAGACCGUGAGCACCUGCAGCAACUACUGAAAGUAAACAGUGCAGAUAAGGAUAAGUAUCGCAAACUGAAUGAUCAGAGGCUGAAUUAUGAAUGCAAGUCUACUUACACUUACUGGAUGCAAAUCUUUCCAACAGACAAAUGCUACUUUAUUCUCAGGAGGUGGGGGGAGACUGCAGCUCCAGUGAAGAAGACCUGUUCAUUAUGUUUUUCAUGGAACAGAACAAUCGCAUCUUCCAGAUGUUGUUGGAAGUUUCAGCGUGCCAAGAUAAAACACUGACAGCUGAUCAUGUAAGGAGUAUGGGACUAGAUCCCCAGGGGGAUCGUAUCUUCCUAAUGGACUUGCUUGAAGUUUAUGGGAUUGAUGUGAUGUUGGUCAUCGACAACCCCUGUUGUCCGUGAUCCAAGAACUACAACUGCUAUAUGAACUGGGCAGGACCAAGACAGGAGGAAUGAAUGGUUUGCAUAGGGUUUAAAAGAAAAUGAAUAGAAACCAAGUGCACUUGUAUCAUGGCAUGCUACAAUUUCUUGACUUGUGCCCAGGUCAGUUCAUGGGUCACUUGUUUUCCUGCCUCUUCAGUUAUGUGUAUAUUUAAAGAUUUUGGAGAAUUAACCCAAUGGGAGAAAUCAAAGACGGUUUCACUGAAAGAAACACUAAUUUGAAGGAUUUUUUAUUUGUGUUUUUGAUUUUUGCCUUCUGAUAUUUUUUUGCCAUUUGUGAAGGUGUUGUAUAACUAGCAGCUGUGAAUUAGUACAUACACAUGCAUGUAUGCAUUAAUGUGAAUACAUUUCUAGUACAUCAGAGACUCCAUACUACUCCACUGUGAACAGUAGAGAGCCUUCUCUAUAUAUUUUUCAACAAAGACUGGAUUCUACUUUUCAGACACUUCUCCGUUUGAUUUCAUGAGCCCCUCUCUUUAACGCCUCUCUUAAUUUAUUUUUUUGGCAAUGGCCCACUCCUUUUUAAACUUUUAUUGAUAAGUUUGCCCUUGGAUUUAUUUUCUUGAACUGCAAUUAUACUAUACCAUCAAACAGAAAAUUGUCCCUCAGCACAACUUCUAAGACUAAUGAUUAGCCUGUUGCAGAUGCCUUUGUGAUAUUCCACAUUGAGAACAAGUUUCACUACCUUACUACAUAUCCCAUUAAAAUUUGCUAUUAGCAUUUGAUUGGAGCCUCAGUAUUUCAGAUGUAAGGAAUAAAAGGCAUUUGCUAAUCCAGAAAAGUGUUCUCUGGUGACAGAAACUUCAGGGGGAAGUUUCAAAGUGGGCGCACUUCUGAUUGGCGCCCCCAGUCGGUGGGUGGGCCAAUUAAGACACUGUCACAUGAGUUAGGACAUGCCCAUAACUUUUAAACACAUUUUAAUUACAUUUUUUUCAAACCUACAUGAAACCUCAU
Molecule: messenger RNA, 2521 nt
Organism: Carcharodon carcharias (great white shark)
Lineage: Eukaryota; Metazoa; Chordata; Chondrichthyes; Lamniformes; Lamnidae
Gene: dennd11
Product: DENN domain containing 11
Exons: 9
Coding region: 117-1406 (429 amino acids)
Cellular component (GO): cytoplasm
Source: RefSeq, a predicted model, not a curated record